Messenger RNA from Capronia coronata CBS 617.96, 1089 nucleotides. Its product is annotated as D-amino-acid oxidase. Lineage: Eukaryota; Fungi; Ascomycota; Eurotiomycetes; Chaetothyriales; Herpotrichiellaceae. Gene Ontology annotation, molecular function: FAD binding; D-amino-acid oxidase activity. The transcript has 6 exons. The record is from RefSeq and is a predicted model, not a curated record. Bases 1 to 1089 code for a protein of 362 amino acids.
AUGGCUCAAAAGAAUAUCGUGGUAAUCGGGGCUGGAGUUGCCGGGUUAACGACGGCCUUGCUAUUGUCAAGGAAUGCUCGGUACAAGAUUGUCGUGGCAGCAAAGCAUAUGCCUGGAGACUAUGAUAUUGAAUAUGCGUCUCCCUGGGCGGGCGCCAACUACAUGCCCGUCGGCGCUCGAGGCUCCAAGGCAGCAGAGUACGAGAAGGACACAUGGGCUCCGCUGGAAGACCUAGCACAGAAUCACCCAGAGGCCGGAGUUCACUUUCAGGAAUGCCAAAUCCAUAGUCGUGCGAAAGAUGCCGGCUCUGCAACUGCUGACUGGUUCAACGAACUGCUUUCUCCUGAUGCAUGGUUCAAGGACGUGGUCCCGAAUUUCCACCAGCUGCCCGCGAGCUCCUUUGGUCCUGGCAUCAAUGCUGCGACAUCAUUUACGUCAGUCUGCAUCAACACGGCCAUCUACCUCCCCUGGCUGGUCUCGGAGUGUCUGAAGAACGGCGUGACAUUCAGACGAGCGGUAUUUCAGCAUAUUGCCGACGCCGCUUCUCCGAGUCUUCACCACGAACGCAAAGUUGACCUCUUGGUGAAUUGUACGGGCCUCAACGCCUCCAAGCUCGGUGGUGUUGAGGACAAAUCGGUCGUGCCUGCCAGGGCCCAGGUUGUGAUUGUCCGCAAUGAUGCCGGCAAAAUGCUUGCCACCUCUGGAACAGACGACGGCGAUGAUGAAGCCUGUUACAUCAUGACCCGAGCCGCUGGAGGCGGCACAAUCUUGGGUGGCUGUUAUCAAAAGGGAAACUGGGAGUCUCAGGUUGACCCCAACCUAGCCGUCAGGAUCAUGAAAAGAGCCGUUGAUAUAUGUCCUUCCCUGACCGGAGGCAAGGGUGUCGAGCAUCUGGACAUCAUCAGACACGGCGUCGGACUGCGGCCGGUACGUGCAGGCGGCACGAGAGUUGGAAAGGAGCGUAUUCACGGCGUCUGGGUGGUGCACAACUAUGGUGCCGGCGGUGCAGGUUACCAAAACUCAUAUGGCUGUGCGAAUGCCGCCGUCAAAUUGGUUGAUCAGGCACUAGACGCUUCCGCAAAACUUUGA